CCUGAUCGAUGUGGUUAUAAAAAUUGAACGCGUCGCGUGUUCUUUUUGCAUUCUUCUCGCGGAACCGCCGCCGCCGCCGAAGAGAACGCGCGCAAACUAUCCUCUACCAAAGCCUUAGAGUAAACGCCAUCAAUUAUUUUUGUCCUCAUUUGUAUUUAAUAUAUUGCACAUAGGGUCUUCGCGCAUCGCAGAAGCAGCAUUAUAAUAUUCACACCGUUUCACCGUCGUCGUCCAAAAUGUUGAACAAAAUAUCCGUUGUGGAACUGAAACUGUUCUUCACGACCAGUGUAAUGUCGUUUCAACAGUUUGUCAUCGGUGGGGUUUUCGGAUUUUCAGCCGUCAUACUGCCGCAGCUCGAACUGUCCGACGCUCUCGUCAAAGUCGACGCAGACCAAGCGUCCUGGAUAGCAAGUCUUCCGCUCCUGCUGUGCCCCAUCGGUUCGCUGGUGUUCGGCUAUUUGUCCGACAGGUUCGGCCGGAAGUUAUCGCUACAGCUUACGUACGUGCCCCUGCUAAUCAGCUGGUCGCUGCUCAGCAACGCCGAGAGCUUGAAAGACAUUUAUAUCGGCAGACUGUUGACCGGACUAGCUACUGGUACCGGAGGCGUGAUCUACGUGUACAUAGCCGAGACGAGCCCGACGGACACCCGGCCCUUUUUCCUGUUGAUCUACACACUGUUCGUGGGCUUGGGACUGAUGACGUCCGCGAUCUUGGGCGCGUUGUUCCACUGGCGCACGGUGGCAGCCGUAUACGCCGUGAUGUGCGCGAUCGGUUUCGUCGCGCCGUUCUUCGUGCCGUCCACGCCCAUGUGGCUGCGGUCCCGGAAGCGGGAAGAGGAGGCCCGACUGGCCGAGAAGUGGUUCGGGUUCCAGCUGGACCGCAUCGACGACCUACCAACGCUACCACCGCCGCCUUGCGCGUCUGCGGCCAUGGCCACGUUGACUCGGGCUGACUCGACGGUUGGCGCGAUCAUGGACACGAACGUGAGCUGCUGGGGCACGUACACCUCACCCACCGUCUGGAAGCCCACGCUUGCCUCCCUCGCGUUCUUCUGCUGCCAACAAGCGUCCGGGUUCUACGUGCUGCUGUUCUACUCGGUGGACGUGAUGCGCGACUGCCGCGUGUCCAUCGACGGCAUGACCGCCGCCGUGUACCUCUGCGCCGCCCGACUGGCCGGGACCAUCGUCAGCCUCAUGUUCCAAUCGGCGCGCAAGCGCACGCUAACUACCGUCUCGGGACUGGGCAUGUGCGUGUCCAUGUCCACUGUAGUCGGUUACCUGUACGCGUUCAACGGCGUGUCCGCCCCGCCGGCCACCGACUUGCUGAUCGUGCCGUUCCUGUUCUACGUGUUCUUCGCUAUGUUCGCCGUGCUGCCGUUACCGUGGAGCGUGUGCGGUGAGAUGUUCCCGAUGGCCGUCAAGGGCACCAUGAACGGCGUGAUGUACUCGUGCGGUUACGAGCUCAUGUUUGGCGCCAUCAAGGUGUACCCGAUGAUGGUGGACAUGUUCGGUAUCCGGGGCGUGUGGACAGCGUGCGCUUGCAUGUGCUUCGUCAUCUCACUGUUCGGCGCGUUCGUACUGCCCGAGACUACUGGCAAAACGCUAAACGAGAUUACCGACGGGUUCAGGUCGUCCAGCGACAAGGCCCGCAAGAGGAUAGUCAAGCCUCAAAUACCCUAGACCCGACCCCGCUGCAGCUCCACAGCCGGUCUUAAAGUAUUAUUUAGUCGUCGUCGUCGUCGUUGUAGUUAGUUAGUUAUGUAGCCGGCAUGUCAAACAAUAAUAUAAUAGAGUUCGAAUUGUCUAUACUACACAAUCAAACUGUAUAAACUGUGAAUAUUUAAAAAUAUAUUUUUUACUUUGGUAUGAGCACGACGAGUGACGACGUUGCGUCACCGCAAUACUAUUUGAUACCUAAUACACGAUUGUGUCAUAACAACAAUAAAUGUAUCACGUCUGAUUUAAAAUAUAAUUAUCAUCGUAUUCCACGUAAUGACUAUAUAUUUCUUCCCUGAUACCAGCCAGGUCAGUGUACAUAAUAACGUGUUGUAGUUGGGUACAAUACUAUAUUGACCCAUUUUUUACAAUUUAAUGUAAUAAUAAAAGUACUGUAAGUCUGUUUUAUACCCAUGUAAAUAAUAUUUACAAUAUCGUAUACGGUUUAUACUAUAUAUUAUGUAUAUUUAAGAGUAAGUAAUUUUUGUAGUAAAUAAUAUAAUGAUUGUGUAAUUAAUACGACUUUUGAAUAUCAUUUUGUAAAGCAAUUAAUAUUUUUUUAUGUAAAUUAUAGCUUUUAACGAAAUAUAAUAUAAUAUAUUUACUCUGUA
This is a messenger RNA of Metopolophium dirhodum (rose-grain aphid), 2326 nucleotides long. Its product is annotated as facilitated trehalose transporter Tret1-like. The record is from RefSeq and is a predicted model, not a curated record. Gene Ontology annotation, biological process: transmembrane transport. NCBI's taxonomy places the organism in Eukaryota, Metazoa, Arthropoda, Insecta, Hemiptera, Aphididae. Gene Ontology annotation, cellular component: membrane. The coding region runs from base 237 to 1679 and encodes 480 amino acids. Gene Ontology annotation, molecular function: transmembrane transporter activity. The transcript has 4 exons.